UCCUCUAAACCCCAAUUUUGAACCAUCUCUCUCCUUUCCUCCUCCAUUUUCUCUCUCCUUCGUUGAUCUUCCUCUUUGAUUCUUUUCUUCUCUAGCAUCCUCGGAACUACGGUGAUGGCGGGAACCAGGGAGGAGUACGUUUACAUGGCGAAGCUCGCAGAGCAGGCCGAAAGGUACGAAGAAAUGGUUGAGUUCACAGAGAAGGUUGCAGCAGCCGCGGAUAAGGAGGAGCUCACUGUUGAGGAGCGAAACCUGCUUUCGGUAGCCUACAAGAACGUGAUCGGGGCUCGCCGCGCCUCGUGGAGGAUCGUUUCGUCCAUCGAGCAGAAGGAGGAAAGCCGCGGGAACGAGGACCAUGUCGCGACGAUCAAGGAGUACAGGGGUAAAAUCGAGACGGAGCUCAACGCCAUAUGCAACGGGAUCCUGAAGCUACUCGAUUCCCAUCUAAUCCCCUCUGCUUCUGCCAGCGAUUCGAAGGUCUUUUAUCUCAAGAUGAAAGGCGAUUACCACCGUUACCUCGCUGAGUUUAAGACAGGAUCUGAACGCAAGGAAGCUGCCGAGAAUACCCUUACUUCCUACAAGUCUGCUCAGGAUAUUGCUGUGGCGGAACUGGCGCCUACUCAUCCGAUAAGGUUGGGUCUUGCUCUAAACUUCUCGGUGUUCUAUUAUGAGAUCUUGAAUUCACCUGAUCGGGCCUGCACGCUUGCUAAGCAGGCGUUUGAUGAAGCCAUUGCCGAACUGGACACGCUUGGAGAAGAGUCAUACAAGGACAGCACUCUCAUCAUGCAGCUCCUCCGCGACAAUCUCACCUUAUGGACCUCUGACAUGCAGGAUGAUGGUGCUGAGGAGACCAAGGAAGCUGUUAAUCGUGAGGAGCAGUAGCAGCAGAACUUGUUUGAUUCAACAGUCUUUUUACAAUUUUUAUCUGUCCAAUGUUUGUGUUUGCUAAGUAGGAUAUGGAUAUCCUUGUGGUUUUUAUGGGGUUCCAUUCCUCUUUGUAUUGUACUGCUUUCGAUUCCUACGGUUAAUUUCUCGUUGUGUUUAUGAUUCGACCAGUUUGUUCUUUGCGCCACCUGCUUCCACUGUUUUUAUGGUACAAGAUAUAUUUAUAUUGGACUCUUUGUCAAUCUUUUGCUUUAUUGUAAUCAAUGCCUUGCAAGCCCUCA
Molecule: messenger RNA, 1166 nt
Organism: Phalaenopsis equestris
Lineage: Eukaryota; Viridiplantae; Streptophyta; Magnoliopsida; Asparagales; Orchidaceae
Product: 14-3-3-like protein 16R
Exons: 4
Coding region: 115-882 (255 amino acids)
Biological process (GO): signal transduction
Cellular component (GO): cytoplasm
Source: RefSeq, a predicted model, not a curated record